UAUAGUCCAAUGGUAGCCAAGUAGAUCGAAAUCGUUUGAUAUUUCAAGCUUUGAUUUAAUCAAAAUAAAAAUGGAUAAUUAAUAAUUAAUAAUUAUUUAUAUCGAGGAAAAUUGUUCUGCUAAAUCUAAAACUCAAAAGGGCCACCCACUUCUCUAACUCGAGGCAUCAAAAAGCGCUUUUCUGAAGCUGCCCUCCAGACGAGAGAAUCCCUCAAAAGGCCCUAUUUUCCUUUGCCACUCUCAAUCCUCGCAGAUUUUGUAGCCUGUGCGUGGGCUGGACUGGUAGCAAAUAUCGGGAAAUUUCCCCAAAAAUCGGUAAAAAUACCGAUAAAUACUGAAAUAUCGGCGAUAUUUCUGAAAAUUACCGAAAUUUCUGUCGACCGAUAAUCGGUGACGAAAAUCGCGUCGGAUCAUUUUGUAGCCUGUGCGUGGGCUGGACUGGUAGGAAAUAUCGGGAAAUUGCCCGAAAAAUCAGUAAAAUCCGGCCGAUGAGCGAAUUUCGGAGAAAUAUUGCCGAUAUUUCAAACACUGCUCAUACCUCUCUCCUUCAUUCUCCUCCUCCAUCGCUCUCUAUCCGAGACUACACAGUAGGAAAGACGCUCCACUUUCAUUCGACAUGUUGAUCUGAUCGAAGCCCCGCUGCUGCAUUUCCAACUGUCUGAGAUACAUUUCUUCUCUAUUUUCUCUCUUGAUCUAGUUUUCUCAAGUUCACAAAAGAGGCUGUGGGCUAUUUUGGAGAAAGUAGGAAGGAAGUGAACGGCAAUCAGCUCAGCUCCUGCCACAUCCGGUUCAUCUCUGUCUGCCGGCUCACUGCUCCUCGUCCGCCAGUUUUUCAAUUAUCUGUCGACUGCGAAUUAUUCAGCUCCAGUUGUAGCUAAAAUCAUAGUUGGAGCCAAAUUUGUCAGGCGCCUAGUUGAAUAAAUUGGUGGGAGUGAUUGGAGAUGAUUUGAUAAAUUGAAUCAACAAUGUCUAGUGUGAGAGCAUGGUGGAAAUUAGUUGCAGAUUAUCGAUUUCUAAAAACCAUAAGCUGCAUUUAACAAUAAAAGAUCACUGCAUAUACUAUGGCUGCUUCUGCAAAAACUAUCACCCUUGAAAGUUCUGAUGCCAUUAGUGAUUGGACUGUUGUUUUACCUCGUCGUGGUAAGCGGAGAAGAAAUUUCCUCAAGAGCAAGCAUCCUGAACAACAUCAACAACCAUGGGCACCAACUGAUCUUGAAAUGGAUCUUCAUAGAGAAUCAAAACUGAUGCAGAAGAUCCAGAUCUGCAUAAGGAAACUUGGAAACUCUACAUUUUAUCAUGUCCUUUUGGAUCAAGUCCAAACUCCUCACAUGUUGGAGGCUUUUCUCAGGGUUCUGGGAUCUGAAUUAAAGAUGCAGAUGGUGGUAUAUGGUAUAGGCAGCAUCGAAUCAUAUGAACCCCCUCGAUUGCAGCUUAGCCUGGCAAUCUUGCUGAAAAGAAAGUUCAGUUGGAUUGGGGACAUCAAGGUAUUUGAUCCAAUUCUUUCUGCGACGGAGUCGAGAGUGUUGGAAGCCCUGGGUUGUUCUGUUCUAUCAGUCAAUGAACAAGGUCGGCGACAAGCUUCAAAGCCUACGCUGUUCUUCAUGCCACACUGUGAGGCAGAGUUAUAUGAUAAUCUUCUACAGGAAAAUUGGAGAACAGAGCGUAUGAAUAAUAUUGUGUUGUUUGGAAACAGCUUUGGGACAUAUGAACAGCAUGUAUCAGAGUUUAGGAGCUCAACACUUGUUGAUUCCUCGAGGCAUAUCUUGGCUGUUCGAAAGUUCACGCGUGAAUUUGCAAUCAAGACAGUUUCAGAUGAUUAUUUUGGAGCCUUUCAUGAUUCAAGCUGGCAUUUCUUCAGCCUUGUUGCUUGAACAGCUGUGCAGUUCACAAGCAAGACUGAAUGAUGAUUGAAAACGAUCUGAUUUUUAAUCUUUCAUUGCAUUUAAAACAAGUUUACUGUUCUCUUAGUACCUGAAACAACCCCCAUAACAUUAUUUCAAAGUCUGUAUUAUCAGUAAUAAUCUCUCGGAGAUGCCUCCAAUUUCUCUUUA
This is a messenger RNA of Vitis vinifera (wine grape), 2051 nucleotides long. RefSeq names its product protein SENSITIVITY TO RED LIGHT REDUCED 1. The record is from RefSeq and is a predicted model, not a curated record. Gene Ontology annotation, biological process: microtubule-based process. Gene Ontology annotation, cellular component: cytoplasm; nucleus. Bases 1062 to 1871 code for a protein of 269 amino acids. The transcript is spliced from 6 exons. NCBI's taxonomy places the organism in Eukaryota, Viridiplantae, Streptophyta, Magnoliopsida, Vitales, Vitaceae.